AUGCCGAUCGAAGUUGUACCGUUGGGGGCUGGCAUGCAUAUGGGUUAUCAGGAUAGACGACGGUUCCCUGACUUCAGUUACAUUUCAAAAACUGGAAACUUCACAGAUAUUCUCGAUUGUGUAAUUAUUUCUCACUUUCAUUUGGACCAUUGUGGAGCGCUUCCUUUUUUCACUGAAAUGUGUGGAUAUGACGGCCCUAUUUAUAUGACCCACCCCACUAAAGCUAUUUGUCCAAUUUUACUGGAAGAUUAUCGUAAAAUCACUGUAGAGAGAAAAGGAGAGAGUAACUUUUUCACAUCAGCAAUGAUCAAAAAUUGUAUGAAGAAAGUAACACCUAUCAAUCUCCAUCAAACCGUCAAGCUCGGCAAUGAUAUGGAGAUAAAAGUUUAUUAUGCAGGUCAUGUGUUGGGGGCAGCUAUGAUUUAUGUACGUGUUGGACAAGAGUCUGUAGUUUAUACGGGCGAUUAUAAUAUGACACCAGAUCGACAUUUGGGCAGUGCAUGGAUUGAUAAAGUGCGGCCAGAUGUUUUAAUCACUGAAAGUACUUAUGCCACGACAAUUCGAGACUCAAAGCGCUCUCGUGAACGUGACUUUUUGACCAAAGUGCAUGAUUGUAUUUCAAAUGGUGGCAAUGUGCUUAUUCCUGUAUUUGCUUUGGGAAGAGCACAAGAGUUGUGUAUUUUGGUCGAAUCUUACUGGGAGAGAAUGGGAUUGGAUGUACCGGUAUACUUCUCUACAGGCUUGACGGAAAGGGCGACUGAGUAUUAUAAAUUGUUCAUCAAUUGGACAAAUCAGAAAAUUAAGUCGACCUUUGCGCAAAGAAAUGCAUUUGAUUUCAAACAUAUCAAAACCUGGGACAAAGCCUAUUUAGAAUUGCCAGGCCCGAUGGUUUUGUUUGCUACACCUGGCAUGCUUAAUGCAGGUACUUCGUUACAAGCCUUUCAAAAAUGGGCACCGGAUCCAAAGAAUAUGGUCAUCAUGCCUGGAUAUUGUGUGACGGGUACAGUGGGAGCAAAAGUCUUAUUGGGGCAGAAGUUGAUCGAAGUUGAUAAGUUCACAAAAAUCCAAGUCAAUUUGCAAGUGAAGAAUUUAUCAUUCAGUGCGCAUGCAGAUGCUAAGGGUAUUAUGCAAUUGAUUCGUAUGUGCGAGCCCAGGAAUGUUGUUCUUGUGCAUGGAGAAAAAGGUAAAAUGGAAUUUUUAAGGAGCAACAUUAUGAAAGAAUUCGGUAUACCGUGCUAUAUGCCAGCAAACGGUUGUAGUAUCAAGAUGGAGACAACAAAAGCCCUCGAUGCUAGAAUUAGUACAGACCUGUUGAAAGCGAUAUUUCAGUCGGCAACAUCUCGAGUGCCAUACAAUCACGCCAAUACUGAUCAUGAACAUACAAUAUCUCAUCAACCAAUUACAUCUGUUCCCAUCAAUGCUACCUUAUUAAUGCAUUUUGACAAUAAUAAUAAUAAUGCCAUAGAACGCUCGACAGCUCCCACAAUAGACAUUGUACAGUCAUCCGAAAUCACUGACGAUAAGUACUUGUCAAAGCAACGAAAACAAUUGUAUUUUCAAGUGGAGAAAUCUUUCGAAGUAUCGUCAUUGUUGUCAGAUAUGGCACAUACCAAUACAACUGUAGACGAUGUACAGAAGAGGAUGCUGGAUUUAUUGCAAGUAGCCCUAGUGAAAACUGUAGGAAGGAAGUGUUCGAUCGAACGACGAACAACAAGUAUUGUAAUCCGCAGUGUAACUUUGUGGUUAUUGAAUUCUCAGUCUAUGUGCAUUAAGUGGAGCUUUGAAGAUGAAGAUCUGGCCAGUUUCAUUUUAGGAGCAGUAAAUACAGUCUUAUAUAAUGAUCAACAGCAACAGCAACAACAACAGCAACAAAAUAUGGUGGUAACAUAG
This is a messenger RNA of Mycotypha africana, 1890 nucleotides long. RefSeq names its product beta-lactamase-like protein. The record is from RefSeq and is a predicted model, not a curated record. Gene Ontology annotation, cellular component: nucleus. The transcript is spliced from 2 exons. The coding region runs from base 1 to 1890 and encodes 629 amino acids. NCBI's taxonomy places the organism in Eukaryota, Fungi, Mucoromycota, Mucoromycetes, Mucorales, Mycotyphaceae. Gene Ontology annotation, biological process: snRNA processing.